CAGCAGAAAGGUCAGUGUCGCAUUACGUAAUAAACGUAGGUGUUGAAAAUGAUUUUUCGAUGGUGAAUGUUUUCGUGCGGGCUCAUGAAGAAUACCAUAAAAAUAUCCACGGCGGAGCUGGUCCACCAUCAGAAUAGCGUGAAGUUGUGAGUGCUUUCGUCGUGAACUAAGGUGCAUUCGUUGCUAACAAUAAUUUUUAACCCAUGUUGUCUCGCAGCAGUAGCAUUGGUUCAGACUAGGGAGACACCCGUAAGCAGUAAUGCUUGCGCCGUACCCUUCGUGCCUGUAUUAACGACUUGAUUGAUACCUUCUACUUUCUGUAUCUUCCGCUGCGAGGCUCGAUCAUGUCGGCUGCGUCGUCUACGUCGGGUUUGCCAGCCACAGAAGGGCGCGAAAAGUUCAAGACAGAUGGCAUGGGUUGGCGAGAUUUCGGAAACUCAGUAGCAAGUGGGGCUCUUUCUGGUUUUGCCGUUAAGACGGUCACAGCACCGUUCUCACGCAUGACGAUCUUACUACAAGUGAGUGGUGGACUUGGAUCCCCACAAGUACAGGGAGGUAACAGUACUGCUGCUGCGGCAGGGGGUGCUGCAGCUGGUGCACCAGUACGACCAGCGGGAGCAGUAGGACCUUCACUAAACCCUGCUGCUGUAGUGACACCAGCUUCUACGUCUACUUCUGCCGGUUCCGCGGGAGUAACGAGUACGAGAAGUAUUUCCACAUCCCUAGGAUCUUCUUACGGGGGCGGUGUCGCGUCUGUCGCCGGGUCAAGCUCUUCCUCGUCGAGCUGCAUUCCUAUCAGCCGAACCUUUGGAGCUGGAGCACAACAGCCACCUGGCAUUCGCCAGCUAGCCCUCGAUGUUGUGCGGCGAGAAGGCUUGAGCAGUUUCUGGAAGGGCAACUGGACGAGCAUCAUGCAUAAAGCGGUGCUCACAGGGCUGAAUUACGGUCUGUUUGAAAGCAUGAAGGACUCACUGCGACCGCUGUGGCGUACCGAAACGGAUCCGGGUUUUCUGGCGCGCUCUUUAGCAGGUUUUCUCGCUUCUUCUGUGUCGCUGACCGUUGCCUACCCCUUCGACCUCGUGCGCACGAGGCUGGCAUGCAAUCCGGCGAGCUACCAUCUAGCGCUGCCGUCAGGCCAGCAGUGGCUCAGCGUCUAUCGAGAUGUGAUCAGCGCUGAUGGACAUCGUGCGCUCGCGCGCGGACUUCCCUGUACGCUCAUCUGUCAAGGGCUCAAUGUAGGUCUUAACUUUAAGGGUUUCCACAUUACAUUCUUCACUACUGUUCUGGACUUGUUUCCCAGUAGGAAAGAAGUCAGGGAUGUUUGCAGUAGAAGAAGAAUGCAAUGCUGCAACCUCUAAUACCUUCGGUAUCUACGAAACCCUCAACGUCUGGAUGCUUCGGGACGACGAGACACGGAGCUCUUUCGGCCACAGCAUGCUGUGUGGUGCCGUGGCUGGAAUUACAGCAUCCACGCUGGUACAGCCCCUGGAUCUGAUACGAAGAAACCAGCAAAUCAGCUGUAAUCAUCCGGUCGACAAGGAUCUAUCUAUUGCAGGCUGGUUCCGACGUAUUUUGCACUCGGGUAGAGGGGUCAAAGGGUUUUACCGUGGUCUUGUACCUGAGCUUGUGAAAGUCGCACCCGCUGUGGGACUCAAUUUCUACAUCUACGAAUACCUGCGCCAGGAAAUUUUUGGAGGAAGAGUGAAUCCCCGAUAAGGUAGAUGAUGUAGAGUUCUAAGCAGGAUUAAUAACGCGCACUCCGGAAGAUAAAGAACAAGAACUACAAGAGGUUUACAAUUCGUCCUUCCCUGAAUUGUGUGUUAGAGAUGCUUUCGUGAUGUUACAUUUUGCCUUGGCAGAUGAAGAAAAAGUGUAAAAAAUAGUGUCUUCCACCCUGUCUUGUAAGUAACAGGACUAUCUCAGCGUUCCAAGAAAGAUACGCUUUUGUGCCAGCGCGUGAGAGGCCCUCGGGAAGAAACGUCUACUUUUAGUGAUCGCAUACAGACGAACACAUACGCGCACCAUAGAAAUUGAAAUUGUCUUUCGAUUUACAACUACGCUGUCCGACAUACACACGUCGCGUACUAUCCAUGGG
Molecule: messenger RNA, 2095 nt
Organism: Amoebophrya sp. A25
Lineage: Eukaryota; Dinophyceae; Syndiniales; Amoebophryaceae
Source: the annotation of a GenBank genome assembly